Molecule: messenger RNA, 1119 nt
Organism: Dichotomopilus funicola
Lineage: Eukaryota; Fungi; Ascomycota; Sordariomycetes; Sordariales; Chaetomiaceae
Product: protein-tyrosine phosphatase-like protein
Exons: 2
Coding region: 1-1119 (372 amino acids)
Biological process (GO): regulation of ERK1 and ERK2 cascade; protein dephosphorylation; negative regulation of SCF-dependent proteasomal ubiquitin-dependent catabolic process
Cellular component (GO): nucleoplasm; cytoplasm
Molecular function (GO): protein tyrosine/serine/threonine phosphatase activity; F-box domain binding
Source: RefSeq, a predicted model, not a curated record
AUGGACAGCAACCACCUCCACCCCUCGUACCACGCCGCCGUCCCCACGGGCCCCUACAGCGCGCGCGCCCCCUCACCACCGUACAUCCACGUCCCGCCGCCCACCGACCUUCCCAACCGCCCACUCACCCCCGACGUCCAGGCCGACCCAUCCAACAGCGGCUCCAGAGGCCGCGAUGAGCCGCUCAUGACCAUCCACCCGUCCCCUUUCGCGCCACACAUCACCGGCCUGUCCCCCGCCGAUGUCCUCGCCAUCACCGACGACGGUGCGCCACAAUCCGCGCGCGAUACCUCCAGCCAGUGGGUGUACGAGGGCCGCCGGCGUGCCCAGUCGGUAUUGAGUUAUCUGUACCUGGGCCCCUCUAGCGCGGUGCGCGAUCGGGAGUUCUUGGUUAGGGAGGGGAUUACGAUGGUGUUGUGUGCGCGUGAUGCGCGGUUUGCGGCGGCGGCUGCGGCUGCGGCGCAUGGGGGCAUGUUAGUGAUGGGUGUGACGCGGGCGGUGGAAGGGUUGGGGAUUGCGGUGGACGGGAUUGAUGUGGCUGAUGGGAGGGAGCUGGUCGCGGCGUUUGCGGUCGCUGCGGGGAAGGUGAAUGCGCACUUGUUGGCGGUAAGUCGGGCGCGGCAACUACACCAGCAGCAACAACAGCAGCAAAAUGGGACGACAGAGCCGGCAAGCCACCGCCGAGGUAGAGUGCUGGUGGUGUGCGAGACGGGCAACGAUCGAUCUGCAGCGGUGGUCGCGGCAUAUCUGAUGACCAUGUAUGGGCUCGACACGGUGCAGGCCGUGCAGUUCAUGCAGCUGAAACGGUUCUGCGUCGCGCUGGGUGACGAGUUCAAGUUUCAACUGCAGGCCUACGGGGAUAUCCUCCAGGCGAAGGGCGAUGUAGGGCAAACACAUGGGCAGCACCCAGGACAGCAAGCACAGCAAGCACAGAAAGCACAGCAAGCACAACAACAACAGCUGUGGCAGCAGAUGCCACAGGGCGGAGGAGGUGGGAAACGGAGACUCGAGCAAACAAUGGACGAGGAAGUGGAUGGCGGACAAAAUCCGAUGGAGGUCGAGAUGGAUGCCGAGAGGUAUGCCGGCCGGGGGUUUGCACCGUUUGUGGAUCGGGAUUAA